This is a messenger RNA of Aureobasidium vineae, 1632 nucleotides long. Lineage: Eukaryota; Fungi; Ascomycota; Dothideomycetes; Dothideales; Saccotheciaceae. The record is from the annotation of a GenBank genome assembly.
AUGGACGGCUCAAAAGAUAUCCCCAACAUCGACCAGAAUCCUCAGCAGCAAGCGGAUCCCACUCUGAAGAAGGCUUCUGCUGCCACUGAUGCAAAGCCCAAAGUCAGAACCGAGUCCAAGUCUGGCGCUCAAAGACCGCCGUUGAACAGAUUCACCACCAGCCACGAGAAUGUACUGCAAGAAAACUUCAUUGGUGCAAUUGACCAAGGUACCACUUCAUCAAGAUUUAUCAUCUUCGACGGAGUUGGCGAGCCUGUAGCAAUGCACCAAAUUGAAUUUGAGCAAAAGUACCCCGAGUCUGGUUGGCACGAGCAUGACCCUUGGGAACUCGUCGCUUCGGUAGAGACUUGUAUUGAGGAGGCUACCAAGAAGUUCCUCGAAAAGGGCCACAAGGUCUCGGACAUCAAGGCAAUUGGCCUCACCAACCAGAGAGAAACAACUCUGGUUUGGGAUGCGGAGACCGGAGAGCCUCUGCACAAUGCCAUUGCCUGGCCCGAUACCAGAACCAAGGGUCUUGUCCGCGAGUUCAAGGAGCGCAAGGGCGACCAGAACUUGUCAGAGAUUUGUGGUAUUCCCCUCUCGACAUAUCCAUCAUGCCUCAAGCUCGUUUGGAUGUUGCGCCACGUUCCCGAGGUGCAAAAGGCCUACGACGAGGGUCGCCUGUGCUUCGGUACCGUCGACACCUGGUUGAUUUACAACCUCAACGGAGGAAAAGAGAAGAACAUCUUUGUCACAGACUCUACAAACGCUUCAAGAACCAUGUUCAUGAACCUUCACACCUGUCAAUAUGACGACAAGCUUCUUGGCUUUUUCGAUCUUGAUCGCACCAAGCUCAGACUGCCCAAGAUUGUUCCUUCGUCUUGCGCAGACGCAUAUGGUACCCUCUCCAAGGGUAUUCUGAAGGGCAUGAAAAUUGCUGGCUGUCUUGGUGAUCAGUCUUCGGCACUGGUCGGACAACAAGGCUUCACUCCUGGCUCUGCCAAGAACACAUAUGUGGCCUACGAUUUCGGACGCAACAGAAAGCCUGUAUACGCCCUUGAGGGUUCCGUGGCCGUCGCUGGUUCUGGUGUCAAGUUUUUGAUGAACAACAUGGGUUUCAUUGCCCACGCCGAAAAGGUUUCAGAACUUGCUUCCACUGUCGACGACAACGGUGGUCUCGUCUUCGUCACUGCCUUCUCCGGUCUCUUUGCACCAUACUGGAUUGAUGAUGCAAAGGGUACCAUCUUUGGUAUUACCCAGCACACACAAAGAGGUCAUAUUGCACGGGCUACUCUGGAAGCUACUUGCUUCCAGACAAAGGCCAUUCUCGACGCCAUGGAGAAGGACAGUGGACAUGCUCUGUCAGACUUGGCCGUUGAUGGUGGUAUGANNACACAAUCCAACAUCAUCGGUAUCCCUGUCAACCGUCCUGCUAUGCGCGAAACAACCGCUCUGGGUGCCGCAAUCGCCGCCGGUUUUGCCGUCGACAUCUGGAAGGAGUUCAGCGAGCUCAAGGCCAUCAACCAAAAGAACCGCAUGGUCUUCGAGCCCGAGGUCACACCCGAAGAGAGCGAAAAGAUGUUUAAGAAGUGGGAUCGUGCUGUCAGCAUGUGCCGCGGUUGGCUCGAUGUUGACGAGGUCACCGAGACGUAA